AUGGAUUUAAAAGGGUCACUUGUUGAUACCAAUCUUAGAAUUUAUGUUUCGAAAAAGGCUAUAGAAUUUUUGAAGACUCUUCCAAACAGUGUGGAAUUACCUGAAAAUAUUAUAAAAGUUUUAGAGGAUGAAUCGUCCGAUAAUGUGAAGUAUAAACCUCUAAAUAGUAGCCCCAAUGCUGUACAAAUUAGUAACAAAGACAUUGAAAACUUAGACAAAAUUCAAAAUGAAUUUGCAAAUAAAACAUGUAACAAAGAGACAACAGAAGCAAGCAAAGACAAAAAUGAUAGUGAAAAUGAGAAUGACACUAUAGUAGACAGCAAUGAUGAAAAGUGCAAAGGGAACUAUUUACUCACUUCUGAUUUGGACUGGCUGUACUCUUACAUGAAAAAGAAGCGAGAUAAUGGUGAUAAAAUUCCUUAUUUACAUGAACUUCUAGAAGGUUCUCACAUUGAAAUGCCAGAGAAUGAAAUUAUCAAGAGAAAUCCAGAUCUAGAGGCUAGAUGUGUAAAACUGAGGGCGCAACAGGAGGCACGAGAGUACAGAAAAAUGACCAAAGGAGUGGAUAAUGUUAGGAUGAGGUUCCCAGAAGAUAGUAUUUCCUAUCAGUUAAAACAAGUAAAUCGCCAGCUGAUUGCUAUUGGACAGUUCAUUAUUUCCAUAUUCGCUGGCUUCCUAUUUGGCUUCAAAGGUGUGGAAUGGAUGGUGGGGAACUUAGAUUUUGGUUUCCGAUUACUAUUGGGCGUAAUGUGCGCUCUAGUGAUCGCCCUUGCGGAAAUUUAUUUCCUGGCCAAAAAACUGAAUGAAGAAUUGAACAUUCCAGAAACUGUGCAAUUGGGUGGGCCUGUCAAGCUUUCAAAUGAGAACAACACGAAGGCACAUUUAGACUAGUUUUUUAUUUUGUAAGUAUGUAGUUAAAUACAUAAUGGCUAGUAUACUAUAUGAAAAUUGUCCUAGUGGUUCAGGCUCUAAAUGGUGACUGGACCACCACAAUCAAUCAUGCAUUGACGAGAAUUAUGUUGACUCACAGUCGACACACUUAACAUCUUGUGUGACUAGAAAAGCAUGUUAUUUGUAACCGCUUACUUUUUUCUGUUGUUACUGUGGUCAAAUAUGUAAGUACUUACAUAAUUAUUUUCUAGUAGUGUAUAAAACAGUUACAGAUGUUUUCCUUUUUAUAUUGUUUGAAUUUUAUGGAUAAGUUAUUAAAAUAAACAUUAAUUAAUGCA
This is a messenger RNA of Aricia agestis (brown argus), 1229 nucleotides long. RefSeq lists its product as uncharacterized. Gene Ontology annotation, biological process: vacuolar proton-transporting V-type ATPase complex assembly. The coding region runs from base 1 to 891 and encodes 296 amino acids. The record is from RefSeq and is a predicted model, not a curated record. NCBI's taxonomy places the organism in Eukaryota, Metazoa, Arthropoda, Insecta, Lepidoptera, Lycaenidae. Gene Ontology annotation, cellular component: endomembrane system. The transcript is spliced from 2 exons.